Molecule: messenger RNA, 2502 nt
Organism: Acomys russatus (golden spiny mouse)
Lineage: Eukaryota; Metazoa; Chordata; Mammalia; Rodentia; Muridae
Gene: Sphk2
Product: sphingosine kinase 2
Exons: 6
Coding region: 661-2502 (613 amino acids)
Biological process (GO): sphinganine-1-phosphate biosynthetic process; sphingosine biosynthetic process; positive regulation of apoptotic process
Cellular component (GO): intracellular membrane-bounded organelle; membrane; cytoplasm
Source: RefSeq, a predicted model, not a curated record
CCCUCCUCCCCCCUCUAAGGCAGUUUGUAAACUAAUAAUAACCUGGUUAUCAUGGCAGAAUGGGCUCCACCUAGGUUGGGUCGUUUCAGAAGCGGACUUUGCACUUCCUGAUGCUUCUGCCUCAGCCUCCCAAGUUUUAGGAUUAGAGGCUGUACUACCUCACUCACCCCAUUUCUUUGUUUCUAUCUCAGCUUUCCUGUCACCUACGCCAGAGAGUUGGUCUCUGCGGUUGAAGAGCACCGCCCCCUUUUCUUUUUAUAGAUUCCAUUGGGAUGGGCCUGUUUUGACCUCAACAAAGAUGGCGAGCUAAGCUUUGCCUUAGACCACGUUCCUUUCCUCUGCUGCGUGUGUGCCCUCACUUAUGAUGGGGCGCGGCCUAGCAAGGCCCCGCCUAGUUUCCUCACUAGGCUGCCAGGCCCUGGCGCAUAGUUAUGAAGGCAGUGGCUCCACCCUCCUGUCCUCUCAUUGGUGCGGCUCGGACUCCGCACAGGCAUUGGCUGGACGGACGCACACCCUUCCCCCCACCCCUAGAUCUGAUGGGGACCGUGGUAGUGCAGACUCUGGAGGGGCUGCCGGGAGGACAUGGCGUGUGUACAGAAGCUGCAGCAGGAGCUGACCAUAAGCCAAGGGUCUAGGAGUGCUUGAGACUGGGCCUAGGUCAUGGCUCCGCCACCACCACUGCCAAUGGCUGCCAAUACUCCAAUACUGCAUGGCGAGUUUGGCUCCUACCCAGCCCACGGGCCACGGUUUGCCCUCACCCUCACGAUGCAGGCCCUGCACAUACAGCGGUUGCUCCCAAAGCCAGAAGCCCGGCCCCGAGAUGGCCUAGUUCCUCUGCACGAGGUCUCAGGCUGUGGGACUCUGCAAAGCCGGAGCCCCUCAGACACGGCAGCCUACUUCUGUGUCUACACCUACCCAAGGGGCCGGCGUGGGGGCAGGCACAGAGCUACUCGCACCUUCCGGGCUGACGGGGCGGCCACUUAUGAGGAGAAUCGUGCAGAGGCCCAGCGCUGGGCAACGGCUCUCAUGUGUCUCCUCCGAGGAGUGCCUCUGUCGGGGGAUCAGGAAAUCACCCCUCAACUGCUGCCCCGGAGGUCCAGGCUGCUCAUAUUGGUCAAUCCUUUUGGCGGGCGUCGUGUGGCCUGGCAGCACUGUAUGGAACACGUGGUGCCCAUGAUCUCCGAGGCUGGGCUGUCCUUCAACCUCAUACAGACAGAACGACCAAACCAUGCCCGUGAGCUGGUGCAGGGCUUGAACCUGAAGGAGUGGGGAGGCAUUGUCACUGUCUCGGGAGAUGGGCUGCUCUAUGAGGUGCUGAAUGGGCUCCUUGAUCGCCCAGAUUGGGAAGACGCCGUGCGCAUGCCCAUUGGGGUCCUCCCCUGUGGUUCCGGCAAUGCCCUAGCUGGGGCAGUCAACCAUUACGGCGGGUUUGAGCCGGCUGUCGGUGUUGACCUGUUGCUCAACUGCUCGCUGCUUCUCUGCCGGGGUGGUAGCCAACCUCUGGACCUGCUCUCGGUGACGCUAGCCUCAGGAUCCCGCUGUUUUUCCUUCCUGUCAGUGGCCUGGGGUUUCCUGUCAGACGUGGACAUCCACAGUGAGCGCUUCAGGGCUCUGGGCAGGGCUAGAUUCACAGUGGGUGCAGUGCUAGGCCUGGCCACACUGCAUACCUACCGUGGGCGCCUCUCCUACCUCCCCGCUACCACGGAACCAGCCUUGCCCAUCCCAGGCCACAGCCUGCCCCGAGCCAAGUCAGAACUAGCCUUGGCCCCAGUCCCAGCCCCGGCCGUCACCCACUCACCUCUACAUCGGUCAGUGUCUGACCUGCCCCUGCCCUUGCCCUCCUUGGCCUCCCCUGGCUCCCCUGAGCCCCUCCCUACCCUCAAUGGUGGUGGCCCUGAGCUGACUGGGGACUGGGUGGGAGCUGGAGAUGCGCCUCUAUCCCCAGACCCACUGCUGCCCUCAUCUCCCAACUCUCCCAAAACAGCUCAGCUUUCACCCAUCACUGAAGGGCCCCCAGAAAAGGCAGCAUCCUCGGGGUCCCCAUCUCCCACCCUCAAUGCUCCAGAAGCCUCUACCUGGGGCCCAGCUGACCAUCUGCUCCCUCCCCUGGGCUCUCCACUGCCCCAAGACUGGGUGACAAUAGAGGGGGAAUUUGUACUCUUGCUGGCCAUCUUGCCCAGCCACAUCUGUGCAGAUCUGGUGGCGGCCCCCCACGCACGCUUUGAUGACGGCUUAGUGCACCUGUGCUGGGUGCGCAGCGGCAUCUCACGAGCUGCACUUCUACGGAUUCUGCUGGCCAUGGAGCAUGGGAACCAUUUCAGCCUGGGCUGCCCGCACCUGGGCUACGCUGCAGCUCGGGCCUUCCGCCUCGAGCCUCUCACACCUCGUGGCCUACUUACUGUCGAUGGGGAGUUAGUGGAGUAUGGGCCGAUGCAGGCGCAGGUGCAUCCCAGGCUUGCCACACUGCUCACCGGGCCUGCGGGUCAAAGGCCAAGAACCUAA